AUGGAGUCUCCGGGCUGGGCAUUCAUCCUACUGCAGUUCUGGGGCCUGCAGGAAGCUGUCAGCCUGAGCGUGCAGCAGUGGCCCCUUUUGGUGAGGGUGAUGCAAGGCGAUGAGAUGUGGCUGUCCUGUGGCGUGAAUCAGAGUCAGGCCUGGGAGAGGCUGCGUGUGGAGUGGAUCCGGGACAAGGCCGUUCUCUGCCACCUGCUCAUCUCGAAUGGUAACCUCAGCACAGCGGGCUGUGGGUCUCGGGGACAGCUGUCCUGGCAGUCACUUACAAACUUUAGCCUGCGACUGGACCACCUGAGCCUCAACGACAGCGGUGACUACGUGUGCCGGGCCACCCUGGAGAUCCCCAAGUUGCAAAAGGCCGAGGGCAAUGGGACCAAGGUCCUGGUAGAGGCAGAGGAUCCUGAGGUUCUGCCUAAAUCGCAGAGCAGAACGGGCAGCUUCCCAGGAAAUUCUUUCUACAGCAAUGUCCUCUACCGGCCCCGGGACAUCCCACACAGGCCUCAGGCUCGGCCUAAGAAGAAGGAUACAGGCAGUGAACAGGUUAUAUAUUCCACUGCCUUCCCCAAACCUGCUCCACGCCAGCAACUUCCGGUCUCCAAACCCAGCCCCAGGCCCAGGCCUGGCUACCCCAUCUCGGUGCACUGUGCAGCUUCCGCAAGUCGUAGGAAGUAG
This is a messenger RNA of Chionomys nivalis (European snow vole), 681 nucleotides long. RefSeq names its product transmembrane and immunoglobulin domain containing 2 (gene Tmigd2). Gene Ontology annotation, biological process: B cell receptor signaling pathway; B cell differentiation. The transcript has 4 exons. The coding region runs from base 1 to 681 and encodes 226 amino acids. The record is from RefSeq and is a predicted model, not a curated record. Gene Ontology annotation, cellular component: B cell receptor complex; external side of plasma membrane. Lineage: Eukaryota; Metazoa; Chordata; Mammalia; Rodentia; Cricetidae.